AUGUACGGGCAUGAGGAGUGUGAUACCGACACUCGGAGACCCGACUCCCAUCAGUCAAACCCCCAUGGAGCAGACCACCACCAUUCAGACCACCACCGGCCAGACCCGAUUGACCAGGGCCACUGGGAGGAUGAUGAGUUGGAAGAUGGGGAGGAGGAGGAGCAGGUGGAGCAUCGGCAGGGGUACGCGCGCACACAUGGGGAGAGCAGCAGAGACCGGCCGGGGAGUGGGCAUGGGCGUGGGGGCGGGCAUGGGAGGGAGCGUGGGGGCGGGCAUGGGAGGGAGCGGGGGAGGGAGAGGGGACAUGCAAGGGAGCCUUCACAGGAAGAAGCUCAAGCUCCCUCGAAGCAGCCGGGGAAAAUCCCCAAGUCGAGGUCGCUGGAUCUCGCGUCUCUCAUGCUCGGCCUCCCAAUUCCGCACUCCAAGACAAAAGAGGAGGUGGGCGGGGAGGGGAGAGGAGGUGCCAAGUCUCCCCGUGGGGGAGGGGCGAAAUCGCCGCGAGGGGGCGGAGGGCAAAAGUCGCCGCGGGGGGGAGGAGGGGCGAAGUCUCCAAGAGGGGGAGGGGGGACUAAGUCGCCUCUCAUGGCGCCGUCGUCGCCGCUGCCUGAAACGGCCAAGAAGUUUCUGUCUGCUACGCUGGGGAAGAAGAAUAAGAUGAAGGAGAUUCAAGCCCUGGUAGCACUGCAGCACGCCAACCUAGCGGAGAUCCUGGGAUAUGCCCUGGAGAAAGACGACGUACAGAUCGCAUACGACCUCCCCCCCAACUCCGCUUCCCUUGAAAACUACCUCUUUCCAGAGGGCGUGGAUGGAGACUUCCUGCCUCUGAGAGUGCGAGUGAAGGUGGCGAUAGGUGUGGCCAAGGGGCUAGCCUACCUGCAUUCUAAGUCGGUGGUUCACGGCAACCUUAUGUGCUGCAACGUCAUGCUGGAUUCGAGCUACACGGCCCUGCUGACGGGCUAUGGGCUGGCGGCAAUACUGGCCAAAGGGUCGUCCAAGAAGACCCUCAAGGGAGCGGAGGGCAUGGGAAAGGACGCGUUUGACUUCGGAGUUGUACUCUUCUCUCUCCUCACGGGCCGGCAGGGCGCACACAGCACGGCGCAGCAGCACGGAGCAGAGGCCCUCUUUGACUGGGCCGAGCCCUACACUGACGACCUUGCCCGCAGCGCUGAGUGCGGCAGUGCCACGCGGCGCAUGGUGGUGCGCAUGCUUGAUGUGCUGGCUAAGGAGUGCAUGCAGGACGACCCGCGGUGCCGGCCCAGUAUGGAGGAUCUAGUGGUGAGGCUUUUCCGGCUGCAGGACUCCCUACAAGCGCAGUAA
Messenger RNA from Closterium sp. Yama58-4, 1317 nucleotides. NCBI's taxonomy places the organism in Eukaryota, Viridiplantae, Streptophyta, Zygnematophyceae, Desmidiales, Closteriaceae. The record is from the annotation of a GenBank genome assembly.